Messenger RNA from Coniosporium apollinis CBS 100218, 1770 nucleotides. RefSeq lists its product as uncharacterized. NCBI's taxonomy places the organism in Eukaryota, Fungi, Ascomycota, Dothideomycetes. Gene Ontology annotation, molecular function: iron ion binding; oxidoreductase activity, acting on paired donors, with incorporation or reduction of molecular oxygen; monooxygenase activity. The transcript is spliced from 5 exons. The coding region runs from base 1 to 1770 and encodes 589 amino acids. The record is from RefSeq and is a predicted model, not a curated record.
AUGGCUCUCAUAACGUUCCUCGUCUUCGCGGCCAUUGUGGUUGCUGUUGGCCUAUACAAGCACCUCACUUCAAAACCGAAAAUACCAAAGGGUCUGAAGCCGUUGCCAGGUCCGAAAGGCUACCCAAUCAUUGGUUCUGUCCCUGAUGUACCUGAGAAGAAUGGCUUCAUCAAGUUUGCCGAGUGGGGGAAGGAGUACGGUCCUAUCUACAAUUGCAACCUCGCCGGCUCGAAUCACGUCUGGAUAUCCUCCGACAAGAUAGCAAAGGAUCUCCUUGCGAAGAGGGCCGCGAUUUACUCGGCCCGACCUCACAUUCCGGCGCUCCUCGACGACAACCGAACGAGCGCUCAGUACCUCCCACUGCUUAGCAACAAUGAUGGCUGGUCACGUCAGAGGAAGUUUGCAAAUGCCAUCAUGCGAGAAGCGGAGAAGGCCAACUGGCACCACUACCCGGAGCUCGAGGCGAAGCGUCUGCUCGUUGAGCUGCUAGAUGACCCAUCCCAGUAUAACCACCAUCUCGAGUCGUUCAUUGCCAGAAUCACCUGCCGGCUGGCAUGGGGCCACAGCGAACCCAGCAACGAGCUCAAGCAACGUGCGCGCGAACUGCUCAUUGGUGUCUCACCCACCGGCGCUCUCGGCAACAAGCUACCCUUCCUCAUGGCAAUGCCGGAUUGGAUGUCACCCGUGAAGGCUUGGGAGAGGCGACGAGCCGCAACCGAACGGCGAUUCUUCCAGAUGAUGGAAGAGCAGGUCGAGACUGAAAUCAAGGAAAAGCGGGCGCCACCGUCGUGGAUGCGCAUGGCUAUCGAGGGCGGCAAGGAGCAAUGGAACUUCCAGUACAAGGAUGAGGGCGCUUACUGUGUCGGCAUGCACGGAAUCGCCGGUGCACUCACAAUCGCUGCGCCCAUGCAGACCUUCUGCCUGGCCAUGUGCUACUACCCGCAGUAUCAGCAUCUUGUCCAGGAGGAAAUCGACCGCGUUUGCGGUGAUCGGAUGCCGCAACCUUCCGACCGGCCGAACAUGCCUGUGCUGCGUGCGUUCAUUAGAGAAGCUCUCCGCUGGAGGCCUCCGGUCCCGACUGGCAUCCCGCACUACCUGAUCCAAGACGACGAAUACGAAGGCUACCACAUCCCCGCCGGCACAACCAUGCACCCGCUAGAAUGGGCAAUCUCACGUGACCCCGAGCUCUACCCCGACCCGGAAGAGUUCAACCCGCUCAGAUGGCUCAAGCCCGAAUACCCGACCUACAAGGAGCCGCUGACCGAGUUCCCGACCAUGUUCACGGGCAGCACGCAGGCAGGCUACGGACGCCGGCUGUGCAUGGGCUCCCAGGUCGCGGACGAGGACAUGUUCAUCGGCAUCGGCUCGCUGGCCUGGCUGUUCCAUAUCUCGAAGGAGGACGCGAAGCGGAACAUCAUGAUGAACGAGAAGGCGAGUAUUUCGGAGGAGGAGCUGAACACUGGGUUGGACGAGGACAGCGACGCGAGUUCGGAGAAGAGCCAGGAGGUCAAGUUCGAUCCGACGGAGGUGAAGGCGAAGAAGGAGUCGAAGAAGGAGGUUAAGAAGGAUGAGAUGGAUCCGACGCUUGAUUACUCGAUUCUGUUGAUCGCGAAACCGCUGCCGUUCAAGUUCGAUCUCAAGGUUAGGAAGCCGGAGAGAGUGGAGAUUGUGCGUAGGCAGUUUGAGGACGGGAUGGAGAAGGGGUUGUAUGAGUCGCCGAAGAAUUACUGGGGGGAUAACAAGGGCAAGCUUGGGUGGGGGAAGGUGUAG